AUGGUUAUGAAACCAGAAGUGGAGCAAGAACUGGCUCACGUCCUUUUGACGGAGCUUUUGGCGUACCAAUUCGCGUCUCCAGUGAGAUGGAUUGAGACACAAGACGUAUUUUUGAAGGACCUAAACACUGAAAGAGUUGUUGAAAUUGGCCCAUCGCCCACUUUGGCCGGUAUGGCGCAGAGAACCAUCAAGAACAAGUACGAGUCGUACGAUGCGGCGCUCUCGCUCCAGAGACAGGUGCUCUGCUACUCGAAAGACGCCAGAGAGAUCUACUACACACCAGACCCAGCCGAAUUGGCUGCUAAGGAAGAAGCAGCGGCCGAGACUGCCGCUGCAGCUCCAGCUGCAGCUGCCCCCGUUACUGGGGCUGCUCCGGUCGCGACUCCAGCUGCUGCUGCCCCAGCUGCCGCUGCCGCACCAACGGGCCCCGUCGCGGAGAUCGCUGACGAGCCAGUCAAGGCGUCAUUGCUGUUGCACGUGUUGGUUGCAAACAAGUUGAAGAAGUCGCUUGACCAAGUGCCAAUGGGUAAGACCGUCAAGGAUCUCGUUGGGGGUAAGUCGACCGUGCAAAACGAAAUUCUAGGUGACUUGGGCAAAGAAUUCGGGUCUACGCCCGAAAAGCCUGAGGAGACUCCACUUGAAGAACUCGCAGAGACCUUCCAGGAUUCGUUCUCCGGCUCUCUCGGCAAGCAGUCUACUUCUUUGAUCUCCAGAUUGAUGUCAUCCAAGAUGCCUGGUGGGUUCACCAUCACCGUCGCCAGAAAGUACUUACAGACCCGUUGGGGGUUGGCCUCUGGUAGACAGGACUCCGUGCUAUUGGUGUCUUUGACCAACGAGCCUGCUGCACGUUUGAACUCUGAGGCCGACGCUAAGCAAUUUUUGGACUCUAUGGCCCAAAAAUACGCCUCUAUGACUGGCCUCGACUUGUCUGCUGCUAACUCAGCCUCUGCCGGUGGCAGUGGCGGUGGUGCAGGUGGCGCCACCAUCGACGCGGCGGCUUUCGAGGAAUUGACCAAAGACCAAAAAGUCAUGGCGCGUCAGCAAUUGGAAGUACUUGCGCGUUACUUGAAGAUGGACUUGAACAAAGGUCAGAAGCAAUUCUUGGAACAGAAAGCCACUGCCGAGAGCUUGCAAUCUCAAUUGGACUAUAUAAACAACGAGCUUGGAGACUUCUUUGUCCAAGGUAUCUCCACGUCGUUUUCCAGAAAGAAGGCAAGAACUUUCGACUCCUCUUGGAACUGGGCCAAGCAAUCGCUACUCUCCCUAUACUUCGAGAUCAUUCACGGUGUGCUCAAGAAUGUUGACCGGGAAUUGGUCGCUGAGGCUAUCAACAUUAUGAACAGAUCCAAUGAAACUCUUAUUAAAUUCAUGGAAUACCACAUCUCACACACGCAGGAAGAAAAAGGUGAGAACUACAAGCUGGCCAAGGAUUUGGGUGAGCAAUUGAUUGAAAACUGUAAGCAAGUUUUAGAUCUUGACCCUGUUUACAAGGACAUCAGCAAGCCAACUGCUCCUCACACCGUCGUUGACCGAAAGGGUAACAUCAACUACGAAGAAAUUCCUCGUCCGUCUGUCAGAAAGCUUUCCCAAUACGUUGAGGAAAUGGCCUUGGGUGGUCCAUUGACCAAGGUUCAGCAACCAACUAUUCAAGAGGAUUUGACCCGUGUUUACCAAGCUAUCAACGCUCAAGCCGCCGAACACGACAUUUCCGAUUCUACUAAGAUCGAGUUCGAGAAAUUGUACGGUGAGCUAUUGAAAUUCUUGGAAUCCUCAAGCGAAAUUGACGCUUCCGCUUCUUCCAGGUUAACUGGCCAAAGAGAGGAUAAUCUGGACAACGAUGCCACCAAAGAGGUUGCUUCUUUGCCAACUAAGUCUACAAUCUCUAAAACAGUUUCAUCCACCAUUCCAAGAGAGACGGUUCCAUUCUUGCACCUAAAGAAGAAGCUUCCAAGCGGCGAAUGGGUCUACGAUCGUCCACUGUCCUCUCUAUUCUUGAAUGGCUUGGAGAAGGCUGCAAUCAACGGUGUGACAUUCAAAGACAAAUACGUUUUGAUCACCGGUGCUGGCCAGGGCUCCAUUGGUGCAGAGGUCUUGCAAGGCUUGAUUCAGGGUGGUGCUAAGGUUAUUGUCACUACAUCUCGUUUCUCCAAGAAAGUGACGGAUUUCUACCAAUCUAUUUAUGCCAAGUACGGUGCCAAGGAUUCGACCUUGGUUGUUGUUCCAUUCAACCAGGGUUCCAGACAGGAUGUUGAGGCGUUGAUCGAGUUUAUCUACGAUGACGAGAGUAAGGGUGGUCUAGGCUGGGACCUGGAUGCAAUUAUUCCAUUUGCUGCUAUUCCUGAGAAUGGUAUUGAGCUCGACGGCAUUGAUUCCAAGUCUGAGUUUGCUCAUAGAAUUAUGUUGACCAACAUUUUGAGAAUGCUCGGAUUUGUUAAGAAGCAAAAGUCUGCCCAAGGAAUUGAGACGAGACCAGCUCAAGUUAUUCUUCCUCUCUCGCCUAACCAUGGUACUUUCGGUGGCGACGGUAUGUACUCCGAAUCCAAGCUUUCGCUGGAGACCUUGUUCAACAGAUGGCAUUCUGAGUCGUGGUCUAACCAAUUGACAAUUUGUGGUGCUAUCAUUGGUUGGACAAGAGGUACAGGUUUGAUGUCUGCAAACAACAUCAUUGCCGAAGGAAUUGAGAAACUCGGUGUUCGUACCUUCUCUCAGAAGGAAAUGGCUUUCAACUUGCUCGGUUUGUUGAUUCCAGAAGUUGUUCAAUUAUGUCAAACCUCUCCAGUCAUGGCCGACUUGAACGGUGGUUUCCAAUUUUUGCCUGACUUGAAGGAGUUCACCGCCAAAUUGCGUCGCGACCUAACCAACACUUCUGAAGUGAGAAAGGCCGUGUCGAUUGAAACGGCUCUCGAGCACAAGAUCGUCAACGGUGCUAAUGCUGACGCCGGCUACGUCAACGUUGAAGUUCAGCCGAGAGCCAACAUCCAAUUGGACUUCCCAACCUUGAAGUCUUAUGAGGAUAUCAAAAAGAUUGCUCCAAAGGAAUUGGAGGGCAUGCUUGACUUGGAUAAGGUUAUUGUUGUUACCGGUUUCUCCGAAGUCAGUCCUUGGGGUUCCGCCAGAACCAGAUGGGAAAUGGAGGCCUAUGGCGAGUUCUCUCUCGAAGGUUGCGUCGAGAUGGCUUGGAUUAUGGGUUUGAUCAAAUACCACAACGGUAACUUGAAGGGUCGUCCAUACACUGGCUGGCUUGAUGCGAAGACGAGCGAGCCAGUGGAUGACAAGGACGUCAAGAGCAAGUACGAGUCUAAGAUUUUAGAACACUCUGGUAUCAGAUUGAUCGAGCCAGAGCUCUUCAAUGGAUACAACCCUGAGAAGAAGCAAAUGAUCCAAGAAGUCGUCAUCGAGGAGGACAUGGAAUCAUUUGAGGCGUCUAAGGAGACUGCCGAGCAAUUCAAGCUCGAGCAUGGAGACAAGGUCGACAUAUUUGAAAUUCCAGAAAGUGGUGAAUACACUAUUAAGUUGUUGAAGGGUGCGACUUUGUACAUUCCAAAGGCUUUGAAGUUCGACAGAUUGGUUGCUGGUCAAAUUCCAACUGGUUGGAAUGCCAAGACCUAUGGUAUCUCCGAGGACACCAUUUCACAAGUUGACCCAAUCACUUUAUUCGUCUUGGUUUCCGUUGUCGAAGCCUUCAUCUCUUCCGGUAUCACUGACCCUUACGAAAUGUACAAAUAUGUUCAUGUUUCUGAAGUCGGUAACUGUUCUGGUUCUGGUAUGGGAGGUGUUUCCGCGUUGCGUGGAAUGUUCAAAGACCGUUACAAGGAUCAACCUGUUCAAAACGACAUUUUGCAAGAGUCCUUUAUCAACACAAUGUCUGCUUGGGUUAACAUGUUGUUGAUAUCUUCUUCUGGUCCAAUCAAGACCCCUGUCGGUGCUUGUGCUACUGCCGUGGAGUCUUUGGAUAUCGGUGUCGAGACUUUGCUGUCCGGUAAAGCCAAGAUCUGUAUUGUGGGUGGUUACGACGACUUCCAAGAAGAAGGUUCUUACGAGUUCGGUAACAUGAACGCUACCUCGAACUCAUUGACCGAAUAUGAGCAUGGACGUACCCCAGCUGAAAUGUCCAGACCAACCACCACGAGCCGUAGUGGUUUCAUGGAGGCGCAAGGUGCUGGUAUUCAAGUGAUUAUGGGUGCCGAUCUUGCUUUGAAGAUGGGUGUACCGAUCUACGGUAUCUUGGCAAUGACUGCCACUGCGACUGACAAGAUCGGGAGAUCUGUUCCUGCUCCAGGUAAGGGUAUCUUGACCACCGCGAGAGAGCACCAAAGCAACUUGAAAUUUCCAACGCCAUUGUUGGAUAUCAAGUACAGAAAGCGUCAAUUGAAGAACCGUGAGUCUCAGAUCAAGCAAUGGGUUGAAGAUGAGUUAGAUCUCUUGCAAUAUGAAGCGCAAGAGAUUGCUGAACAAGACCAAUCCUCAUUUUAUGCUGAACGUACUGAGGAGAUUCAGCGUGAGGCUACUAGGCAAUUCAAGUUGGCUCAAUCUCAAUGGGGUAACGAUUUCUACAAAAACGACCCUCGUAUUGCUCCUUUGAGAGGUGCCUUGGCCACUUUUGGUCUAACCAUUGAUGACUUGGGUGUAGCCUCCUUCCACGGUACUUCCACAAAGGCCAACGACAAGAACGAAUCUGCUACCAUCAACAAGAUGAUGGAACACUUGGGCAGAUCCCAAGGUAACCCAGUGUUGGGUGUGUUCCAGAAAUACCUAACUGGUCAUCCAAAGGGUGCUGCUGGUGCCUGGAUGAUGAACGGUGCGUUACAAAUCCUGAACUCCGGUAUUGUUCCAGGUAACAGAAAUGCCGACAACAUUGACAAGGUCUUGGAACAGUUUGAAUACAUCUUGUAUCCAUCCAGAAGCAUCAAGACCGACGGUAUCAAGGCUGUCUCUGUAACUUCGUUCGGUUUCGGUCAGAAGGGUGCUCAAGCUAUUGCUGUCCACCCAGACUACUUGUAUGCUGCUCUUGACGAGUCUACUUACCAGGCCUAUGCCCAAAAGGUGAGCGCUAGAGCUAAGGCUGCCUACAAGUAUUUCCACAACGGUAUGAUCAACAACACAUUGUUCGUCGCCAAAGAGAACCCUCCAUACCCAGACGAAUUGGAACAGCCUGUUUACUUGGACCCACUCGUCAGAGUGACCCCUGACAGCAAGACCGGUGCCUUGGUUUACAACAAAAAGGCCCUUGACGCUUCUGCGACUUUUGUGUCUGAGACGAGCAGACAAACUUCCGAAGUUGUCAGCAAGCUAGCGCAGGAAGUCUCGUCUUCUAAGAACGUCGGAGUUGGUGUCGAUGUCGAGCUGAUCACCGCGGUGAACAUCAAGAAUGAGACCUUCAUCGAGCGCAACUUCACUGCUGCGGAGAUCGAGUACUGUGCGACACAGCCAAGUGCUCAAAGUUCUUUUGCCGGUGUCUGGUCUGCCAAAGAGGCGGUCUUCAAGUCUCUCGGUGUCAAGUCUCAAGGCGGCGGAGCCUCUUUGAAAGAGAUUGAAAUCGUUCGUGAACACGGCAAUGCUCCAAAGGUUGUUUUGCACGGUGCGGCCGCUACGGCCGCCUCUGCUGCUGGUGUCAAGGAAGUGACUGUGUCCAUCUCCCACGACGACUUCCAAUCUGUCGCCGUUGCUGUUUCUCAGAAAUGA
Messenger RNA from Lachancea mirantina, 5682 nucleotides. Lineage: Eukaryota; Fungi; Ascomycota; Saccharomycetes; Saccharomycetales; Saccharomycetaceae. The record is from the annotation of a GenBank genome assembly.